UCCGCGCUAAACAGCUGCUCAGCGGUGCAGCAGCUGACAAGCUGAAUUGUAAGUUUUGUUUAUUUCUAAGCAGACGUCAAUUGGUGUCUAUUAAACAUUUGCUGCAAUUUUAAGCGAGGCAUUUGCAAAAUGGAAACAGCUUUAACGCAUUGCCGCUUGUGUUUAUAUCAAGAGAAAAUAGUAAUAAGCUUGCGCGAUGACGAUGGUAAGGCUUCGUUGGAUAUUUUGACUAUCGUGCACAAAUAUAUGGGUAUGUUGCUUACUAGCAACGAUGCUAUAUGUGUAAGUUGCUGGGCUAGCGUAGACAAUUUUCGUAAAUUUUGCUUGUUGAUAGCUGAGCGACAGGUGGCGGGGGCGCAGCAAGAUACAGCGCUUAAGUGUGCAGUGGAAAAGCAAACAACAGAAAAUUUGUCAACAAACUGCAGUGGUAUAAAUAAAGCUACAAAAACCAGAAUAAUUACCACAGAGCGCAAGGAUGCAAGCUUGAAGACGGAAGAAAAUAUAAAAACGCGUUCGAAAGGUAGAUUAAAACAGCAAAGUGAAGUCGAAACACAACAGCCAGCAUAUGUAGAAGUGAGAAAUGGUGCCACCAUCAAGGCACAACUUACGUUAGAAGCGCAAGAUAACAACCUACAAAAUAAACAACAUAAGACUGAUAUACCAGAGCCAACGCUGCAGCCAAAACAAACGCAAAGAAAUACUCAUGCAGAGUGCGGCACCAACGCACUAUCUGAUACAGAGAGCGUUAUAACUGCAUCGAGCGCAGCAUAUGGCAGCACACGGCGUGGCGUUGCCAAAAGUCAGGCCGCCACCAUCAAGGCACAACUUACGUUAGAAGCGCAAGAUAACAACCUACAAAAUAAACAACAUAAGACUGAUAUACCAGAGCCAACGCUGCAGCCAAAACAAACGCAAAGAAAUACUCAUGCAGAGUGCGGCACCAACGCACUAUCUGAUACAGAGAGCGUUAUAACUGCAUCGAGCGCAGCAUAUGGCAGCACACGGCGUGGCGUUGCCAAAAGUCAGGCCGCGGAGGACAAAUUGAUAGCUAAGCACCUGCAGCUGAAAUGUCAAGUGUGCAAAUUUGAAGCGAAAUGCUUUAAAGUGCUAAGUGCGCACUAUAAGCAGCUACAUAAUAGCAACGGUUAUGUGGUGUGCUGUCAGAAGCGUCUUUAUAAGCGCGGCAUGUUAUUAGAUCACAUAAAUGUGCAUCGCAAUCCUGCAUACUUUUCCUGCAUCAACUGCGCCAUGAACUUCGCUGACCGUCUGUGCCUGCGCAAUCAUAUGCUGCUGAAGCAUCAGCAAGCGACAGAGCUGCCGCACGUCUGCGCAAUAUGCGGCGCGCGUUUUGCUAAAGUGCGGUUUCUGCAGCAACAUGCGCGUAAACACAUGAACAAUGCGGCGCAGGACGCGGAACAGCAGCAGUGCGCGCUCUGCGCGAAGAGCUUUGUGAAUGCCGCGCGCCUGCAAGAGCAUAUGAAGCGUAUACACGAUAACAGCAAGUUAUUUGUAUGCAAACACUGCGGCCAUGAGGUGAGCGGCAAGCAGUGUUAUGUGCGUCAUUUGGCGCAACACGGCGCGCAGCUUGAGUCCUCAAGCGCGCAGCGGCGCGGCGAAAGCGUACAGUGUACCGAGUGCGAUAAAUGGCUAGCGCACAAAUCUAGCCUGCGUUUGCAUAUGCAGCGGCAUACGGACAAAAAUAGCGUAUACGCCUGUCAGUUGUGUGGUACAAAAGAAGCGACGCGUGUGGCAUUAAAUGAGCACAAGCGUCUGUGCCAUGGCAUUGAGCAGCAGCAACAUGUUUGCCAGGUGUGUGCGCGCAACUUUAACACAACGCGGCGUUUGCGGGAGCACAUGACAACCCAUACCGGCGCACAUCUCUACAGCUGCAACUACUGUGAGAAGCGUUUCAAAUGCUCUUCCAAUCUAUACGCGCAUCGCAAGUGGAAACAUCCAACAGAGUGGGCGCAAGAUCAGAGCGGCAAGGCGUUAGUUGAUAAACAGUGAUAUUAAAAAAUAAUAAUAAUUUAUAAUUCUUGGCACUAAUAUCAUAUUUAAAGCUCAUUGUAA
Messenger RNA from Bactrocera oleae (olive fruit fly), 2070 nucleotides. NCBI's taxonomy places the organism in Eukaryota, Metazoa, Arthropoda, Insecta, Diptera, Tephritidae. The record is from RefSeq and is a predicted model, not a curated record.